UCUACUCACUCUAGCAAACGAAAAUGUCUGUGAUCCCUAAAAAAACACUUAUCAUCUUUUUAAAAAAAUUAUAGAUUUUUUUUUUUGGAAAAACAAGUUAAAGAAGACAGUAAAAGGAUAUGCAUAAGACAUGAGAGAGCAGAGAAGAAAGGCCAAAGAACCUCAAACUGUGAGGAUUUAUCAAAGAGAGAGAGAGAGUGAGAGAGCAUGAAUGUGGCUGUGUGUGAGAUGCAUUCUGUAAUAUGCAACACCGCCGUUUCACCUAACUACUCCGGUCGCCGGAGCACACAUCGGAACCCUAACCGAUUACGCGCCAAAUCCUCUCUUCUAAUUCAGAAACAGGACACCCAACUCACAGAACCCUUAUCUGAAUCCAUCUCUCGCCGACUCAUUCUGCUUCGCCAUGCCAAGAGUUCCUGGGAAAACCGCUCUCUCCGCGACCACGACCGGCCUCUGAGCAAGUCAGGGAAGGAAGAUGCUGUGAGAGUUUCGCGCAAGCUCCAACAGUUGGGUUGGAUUCCUGAACUUAUCUUGUCUAGUGAUGCGGCGCGGACUAAGGAGACACUUAAGAUAAUGCAGGAGCAAGUGCAGGAGCUUGUGGAAGCUGAGGUUCAUUUUGUUUCUAGUUUUUAUUCUAUUGCAGCUAUGGAUGGGCAAACCGCAGAGCAUCUUCAAAAGGUUAUUUGUAGAUAUUCAAGGGAUGAGGUACUUACUGUAAUGUGCAUGGGACAUAAUAGGGGAUGGGAAGAAGCGGCAUCAAUGUUUUCUGGGGCCUCUGUGGAAUUAAAGACAUGCAAUGCUGCACUUCUUGAGGCUGCUGGAAAAUCUUGGGAUGAGGCAUUUGCCACCGCAGGAUUUGGGGGAUGGAAGCUUCAGGGCAUAGUAAAACCAAGUAGCUAGCAAGUUGAGAUUUUCCCUAAUGGGUAAACUUACAAAUAGAUAUGCAAAAGGUUGGAAGCAUCAAUACUUAUUGUAGGAACCCAAAAUGCCUCACCUAGUUCAAGCUAUGGAACUUAUGACUUCAGAAAGUAUACUGGGCGAAGGGUGGAAUAUGAUGCCAAACGCCUCGGUUAAAUCUGUUUAAUUUAGCAGCUUAGCUAUGAAUUGUUUACAUGGUGAUUCAAGCUGAAACAUUGCUGAGGAUCUUGUGCAGGAUCUCAAUGCUUCAUAAUAUGCUGCUUGGUGUUGAGCAUUUGUUCAUUGAAGUGAACUCAUGCUACUCAGUGGUUGUUGAUUCAUACAGAACUAUAGGUUUCCAAAGAAAAAUAAUAUUGCUUCUGUAAAUCAUAUGUUGUGGAAAAAGAUAAACAUUACAAGUUACUUCCACAUUGAUAAUAAAGACUGGAAAUCGAUUUCGAAA
This is a messenger RNA of Cajanus cajan (pigeon pea), 1360 nucleotides long. Its product is annotated as Phosphoglycerate mutase family protein. Lineage: Eukaryota; Viridiplantae; Streptophyta; Magnoliopsida; Fabales; Fabaceae. The record is from RefSeq and is a predicted model, not a curated record.